Solanum dulcamara is the source of this 1801-nucleotide messenger RNA. RefSeq lists its product as uncharacterized. The coding region runs from base 100 to 1041 and encodes 313 amino acids. The transcript has 6 exons. The record is from RefSeq and is a predicted model, not a curated record. NCBI's taxonomy places the organism in Eukaryota, Viridiplantae, Streptophyta, Magnoliopsida, Solanales, Solanaceae.
AAAGGGAAAAGAUUCUUUCUCCCAAAGUUGCAAACUUUUAUUCACUAUAAUCAACAACAACCCAUCUCUUCUUCAUUCUCAAAUUCAAUACAUUUGAUUAUGGCUGAUAAGCCUAGCAGAGCACUGGUAUUAUACGGUGACGGGUUAGCCCGAUCCAUUGACCCGUCUCAUACCCAUCUCCAUUCUUUUGCUUCUCGAGCUUGCUGUGGCUUCUUGUCUCUUCCUAACUCUCCUCCUUCAGAAACCGAGGAUGCAAGAAUAGUCAGAGAAUUUGCCGAGCUAGUGGAUGCAAGUGAAGCUUAUCUUGCCCUGAAUGGGGAAGAAUUUUCUGAAGCUCAAUCUCAGGAGAAGCAUGUAGCAGCAACCAUAUCAGAGAGGUUUAUGGGGAUGAAAGCUGCUGUCAUCACUGAAAAUUUAAGACUUAAGAGUUUCUGCCAUAAGCUUGGCUUCACCGUCUUAGAGCUCAAUGAGUUAAUUAGCAGCAUUAAUAACCUGGUUGAUUCAUCCGCCUUAGCCUCCAAAUUGUUCAAGUUGCUGGGGUUUCAAGAAGGGAAGACCUUAGAGUCAAGCCAAUUUGAUUUGGUUUUUCUUCACGUCGGAGCUGGUCAAACGACAAAUUGCCUCAAAGACUUGGAUCUUGUCAAUCGGUUGGUUGGUAAUUUGGUGCAAAUGGCACAUCCUGGAACGGAAGUAGGUUCUAGGUUGCACAUGUCAGUUUUGUUUAGCUAUGGUGCUGUUCGUGAGUCUGAUGAUUCCACGUUCUCUAUUGCUGACAGUAGACAAGAGAAUAACUCUAAACUUUCUCUUAUUUUCCCUCGUCAAAGUUAUACAAUUAAAGAAGGAAAACCACGACUGAAUGUUAGGCAGCAUUGCCCCAUGUUAGUGGCCCAGUGGCAGAAUGCUGUCACUCGGAAGGAUAUGGCAGAAGCAUAUUCAUACAAGGAUUUCAAAGAGCAUGGUGCAAACCUUGUGAUUCCAACAGAUAGAUUUCUACAUGAAGUGGCAUUCAAACUUUGGAAGGCUCCAAAAUACGGAGCAUGAUGAGGUAUAUGCGCGGAGAAAACAUUGGUAAAAGACGAUCUCAAUGUCCUGAACUCAGAUUUGACAUUUUGGACCUUUGUUUUGAUAAAGGGGCUAGAUCAUCAACAGAGACGUUUCUGAUCGCCAGAAACUCCAUAUCCUUCCGGGAAUAACUAGAUCUAAUAAUCAGUCAACCCAAUUUUCAUGGCAUCUCUCUCGGUUGUCGUUUUUAACUUAUUGGGUGUAUAAUGUACUCUUUUGGGUGACAUAAUUAGUCUAAUUCUAUUGUUUUUGUCCUGAGAUAUUGUGGUGAAAGAAAGGCUCAUUGCUUCAUAAUGCAUACUGCAUCUUGGCUUCUUUUGCCUUAUGGAAGAAAUGCUCUUCAAUCUUGGAUUUUCCUUUUGGCUUCCGGAAGAAAUACGGUAAAUCCUAUUUUUUCCCCAUGAAAAUACACAUCUUGUUGCCAUGCAGUUCAAGAUGAAGCUUGAAUAGAUUGACUUGGAUAUACUAGCAGUGUGAGAAGGGGAAUCUUGACAUUAUUGAUAAAGUUGCUGUCAUGUGGGACCAAGAGGUCAUGGGUUCAAGUUGUGAAAACAGUCUUUUGCAGAAAUGCAGGGUAAGACUUCGUCCAGACCCUGUGCAUAGCAGGAGCUUAGUGCACCGGACUGUCCUUUUUUUUUAUAUUAGCAGUGUGAGCACCCAAGACGGUGACCUAGUGGUCAAUGAAGUGUGUGUAAACCUUAGAGAUAGGUAUUAAGGUGCAGUUUCUGUAUUCACCAAA